Lathyrus oleraceus (garden pea) is the source of this 930-nucleotide messenger RNA. RefSeq lists its product as uncharacterized. The transcript has 2 exons. The record is from RefSeq and is a predicted model, not a curated record. Bases 1 to 930 code for a protein of 309 amino acids. NCBI's taxonomy places the organism in Eukaryota, Viridiplantae, Streptophyta, Magnoliopsida, Fabales, Fabaceae.
AUGGAUGAUCUGGUCUUGGAUGUUUCUCCCUUAUCCACGAUUCAUCCACCCUCUCAGAAGAAAGCUACACCAUAUGUGUCAAAGAAUGUCGAGACUUCUAGUAAGUCUUCUGUUUCUAAACCUAUAAUCCCUAAUGAAGAUAAAACUGUUGUUGAAGAAGGGUCCAGGUCUAAAGGGUCUGAGAUGAAAAACCCUACUAUGCAUGUUGGCGGCACUGAGAAUCAAAUGGAAGCGGAAAGGAGUUCCAUUGAUAAGAAACUUAGGAAGUUUGUUACUUCCAUGUUGAAGGAGGUGAACUUGGAUGUUUUUCGAGAUGUUCAAACAUAUUUGGAAAAAGAAACUAGCCCUGACAAUGAUUCUAGUGAAAAAGUUGAGGAAAAUGUCCCUGAACAUGCUGCUCUUGAAAGAAGAAGUAAGAAGAAGGUUGAUGAGUGUGUCCCUGAGCAUGAUGCUUAUGAGAGAAGAAGUAAAAAGAAAAUUUAUCAUGUUGUCAAUGUUGAUGAACUAACUUCUGAUGAGGAACCUCUUACCAAUAUUAUGACUCCUGUUGUUACUCCUACUAGGAAGAGGAAAGUUGUCUCUUCUAAUGAUUCUGAGUUUGAGGUCGAAAAGGAUGUCCAGAACAUCACACUUGUAAGAAGAUUUGCUACCAAGAAGCCUCAUGUUAUUGCGCCCGAGGCUCCAAUGGACAAUGUGUCUUUACAUUAUAUGAAGAAUGCUGAAAGGUGGAAGUAUGUUAUUCAAAGGAGGGUAGCUUUGGAGAUGGAAUUGGGUAAGGAUGCCCUAAAAUUUAAAGAGGUUGUAGAUCUUAUAGAAGCUGUUAGGUCGAUAAAGACUGUCACAAAAUUUGGCCCUUGCUAUAAAAGUCUAGUCAAGGAGUUUGUGGUGACUAUUCCUGAUGGGUGUGAUGAUGUGAAAAGUGAAGACUAA